Messenger RNA from Aspergillus saccharolyticus JOP 1030-1, 2226 nucleotides. RefSeq names its product glutamyl-tRNA(Gln) amidotransferase, subunit A. The record is from RefSeq and is a predicted model, not a curated record. Lineage: Eukaryota; Fungi; Ascomycota; Eurotiomycetes; Eurotiales; Aspergillaceae. The coding region runs from base 304 to 2226 and encodes 640 amino acids. The transcript has 2 exons.
CAGCGACUGAUAAGAUUGAGCUGUUCUUGCUUGCACCUACAUACUUAGGCUGUCUGUCGAUAUCCCCACGAGGACUCGCAUCCUGAUGAUUCACCAAUCAGUCCACUUUUUGCGCAGCAGAGUGGAUGCGGUGGGGCCAGCAUCAGAGCAUAGAUACCCUCAUUCCCGGCGGGGUUGGGGUUGACUUGGCGGAAUGGAAUGCCGCGAUGGAGGCGCCCCUUAUAAGAUUAGAGCCUUGAACCCUAAAUCAAGUGUAGUCCCUCAUCGUUGUAUUUUCACCGGCUGUGUCCGGAUCUCCCUGCAAUGGCUCGUUUUCCCCCAUUCAGUUUGUCCACGCCAUGCCUGUGGGGCCUGAUCGGCUCAGCGGCAGCCCGGCUGGUGUCCACCGGCAUGUCCGUGACGCUCCAAGACAUCGACUAUUUCAUCUCGCCAUAUGCCUCGGGAAACGUGACUGUGCCCUCCGCCUGGCUGUCCCACGUCCCGAGCGUCAACGGGUUUGCCCCCGUGACUGUCGUGCAGGAAGACACGACGGAACUGUCCACGCUAUCGCCGCUCUUCUCCACAUGGUCGACCAAGGACGACGUGUUCACGGAUGCAUUUCUCGACGCCGUGUUCGUCCGCGGUCAGCGCCAGAGUAGCAUUGGCAACGUGACCUCGUUCCGACAGGGCCAGACGAGUGUCGUGCUUCCCCUCGAAUCCAGUGCGGUCCCCUCGGGUCCGUACUUUAUCGAACAGACCACCGGCAAGCUGUAUCCCGUUUAUCGACUGUACAGUGACUUUGCCGGGGCCUUCAACCAGCCCCUGCUGCAGAAGCCCGAUGGGACGUUUCAAACCCUGUCAGCCCAGAUCGCGGGGGUGGCAUCCGCGACCAUUGGCGUGCCCUCGCGGCUCUACUACACGCCCACCGAGGACAAACCGCUGGCCGGCGUCCGUGUGGGCAUCAAGGACAUCUACAGCCUCGCCGGGGUUCGGCAGAGCAACGGCAACCGGGCAUGGUACCAUCUGUACGGCGAGAACAACGUCACCGGCACCGCCGUCUCGCGGAUCAUCGAGGCCGGAGGCAUCAUCGUCGGCCUGCAGAAGCCCUCGCAGUUCGCCAACGGCGAGACCGCCACGGCCGACUGGGUCGACUUCCACGCCCCCUUCAACCCCCGCGGGGACGGUUAUCAGGACCCAUCGUCCUCGUCGUCGGGGGCGGGAGCCUCGAUCGCCUCGUACGACUGGCUCGAUCUAGCCCUGGGCAGCGACACGGGCGGCUCCAUCCGCGGGCCGGCCGAGGUUCAGGGGGUCUUUGGCUCGCGUCCCUCGCACGGCCUCGUGGCGCUCGAUCACGUCAUGUCGCUGUCCCCCGUCCUCGACACGGCGGGCUUUCUCACGCGCGAUCCCUACCUCUGGGACACGGCCAACCAGGCGCUGUACCGCACCAACUACUCCUCUUUCCGCGGCAAGUCUGUCCGCUACCCCAGCACGCUGUACACCCUGAGCUUCCCCACGACGAACGACAGCGCCAGCGACGCGAUGCUGCUGGCGUUCCAGCAGCAGCUGGCAUCGUUCCUCAACACCACCGCCACGCCGGUGAACUUGACGGCGGACUGGACUUCCCACCCACCGGCCGCGGCUCCGUCGGAUGUCACCCUUCCGACUCUGCUGAACCUCACUUAUCCCAUGUUGAUCAGCAAGCAGCAGAUAUCGCUCGUCCGGGAUCCCUUUUAUGCGGACUAUGCAGCCAAACACGAUGGCCGCCUCCCCUUCGUCGACCCCGUCCCCAUCUCGCGCUGGAACUGGUCCAGCGCAUACCCCGACUCCGCCCUGGACGAGGCCAUCACGAACAAAACCAUCUUCAUGGAGUGGAUGACGGAGCACUACCUCGGCCCCGCCGACCACCCGGACCAGUGCUCCUCGUCGCUGAUGGUAUACGUGGGCUCGGCCGGCCCGGAGACGGCGCGCAAUGUCUACCGCUCCCUCCCCGGCGCCCCGCUGGGUUGGAGCAGCAGUCGCAUCUCCAACAUGGCGGAGGUGCCGGACUUUGUCCUCCCCGUUGGCGAGGUCGAGGUAUACAGCAGCAUCACCAAUCAUCUGGAGAAGUUCCCCGUGACGGUGGAUGUCCUCGCGGCGAAGGGCUGUGAUGGCUUGAUUGUGCGGUUGGCGCAGGAUUUGCUGGAAGCGGGGAUAAUUGCGAGGCCGUUGACUGGGGGGACGAUGGCGGGGGGGGAGGUUUUGCUUUAG